UAGAAUUGAACCCACCCCAACCCGAACCCGAAAACGCCACUACAAACUGAAUCCGAAACGCGUUCAUCUCGCUAAUUUUACGGUGUUCUAUUUUAGUCGUGUCAGAUAGUACAAUCAACGGAGCUGCUAAAACCCCAGCCGACCCCGCGGAAGUGUACAAAACUAUAGCCGAAGACAAAUUUCUGGGAGGCAGUUCGAACCCCGAAAAAGUCGACAUGGUCCAAGACGAGAAGGUGGCCCACACGGAUGGAGCCGACGAGCAGAUGCUGGGAUCGAAUGGAGUGGAGGACAAGCUGGCCGAGCGUCGGGAUGAGGUGAAGUUCAUCAAGGGCGAUCACCAGAACGGAGAUGCCAAGAUCGACAUCGGAACGGUCAACGGAGGCAAGCCCGCCUUCACUGGAAUGAGCAAGGAGGAGCUCAUGAAGUAUGCCAACGACCCGUUCUGGGUGCGAUUGCGCUGGAUCUUCUUCGUGGGCUUCUGGGCCAUUUGGGUGGGCAUGCUUGUGGGUGCCAUCCUGAUUAUCAUUGGAGCUCCCAAGUGCGCUGCCCCGCAGCCACUGCCCUGGUACAAGCGUGGACCACAUGCCAAGUUCGGCAGUGCUGAUACCUGCAAUAAGCUGGAUGUCGAGGUGGCCAAGAAGAUCCAUAGCGCUGGAGCCAUCUAUGAGUUGCCCGCUGCUCUGACCUACGACGUGAAGAAGCCGGAGGUGGAGGAGAAGAUCAAGUGUCUGGUGGCCCAGUACCAGGGCAGCGAUACCAGGAUUAUUCUCGACCUGACGCCCAACUACGUGUCCAAGGAAUCGCAGCUGGUGCAGGAUGCCAUCGCAAACCCUGAGAAGCAGUCCGCCUUUGUUUGGGUGACCGGAAAAUCCAACUCACCCAAUAACUGGCUGAAGGUGGGCGGCAAUCGCAGCGCCUGGGAGAAGCUGGGAGACAGCUAUGUGCUCUCCCAGUUCCAGGAGGGCUACUUCGACCUCAAGAUGAACAGUACGAUUGUUAGGAACGAAUUCGGCGGUGUCUUGAAGCAUCUGGUGGGACUGGGCGUUCAGGGCUUCCGGCUGAGGAACACCAAGUUCUUUGUGCUGUCCGACGGCCUGGAGGAUGAGGUGAACUCAGCGGUGCCAAAGGACUUCAGUUUGGGAGCAGGUGACUACGGCUUCUACGACCACAAGCAGACCACCUUCCAAUCCGGCCUGGGCGAUGUCCUCUACGAUUACCUGAGCAUCGUAAAGAAUGCCUCCGAAGAGGCUUUCCUGUCGGUUGCCGAGGAUGUCAUCCAGCCGCAGGCCUACCAGUUGAGCGGUGUUGCUGAUGCCUACGGCAUCGACAUACCCAUGUACGGAGACUUUGUGAAGGUGCUCAGCCAGUCGAAGCCGAAGAAAUCGCUGCAGGGUGAUCUUAAGAACACUCUAGACCUAUCGGGCAAAAACAGUUGGCUGCAAUGGAACUUCGCGGACGUCUACCUGGACACCCCGCAGGAUCCUUCCGCUCUGGCCAUGUUCCUAUCCCUGCUGCCCGGUGUGCCCGUGGUGCCUGUGGAUGCCGUGGCUUACCAGAAUGUCACCGAGGAGACUUACAGGCAGAUCACCUCGCUGCGCAAGAGUGCAUCCUACAUGCACGGAGAGCUCUCCUUGUUCCAGGCCGAUCCGCUGGUGGCCUUCUCCAGGCAGAGGAUCAAGUCUGGAAACCCCGGCUACUUUGUCAUCUUCAAUCCCACCGAGUUGCCUCAGGCGAGCAACUUUACCAUCCCCGAUGAUCUGCCCGACAAGAUGACAGUUUCCUAUUUCAGCGAGAAGUACAACGACAACGUCGAAAAUGCCAAUAAGGUCGCCCACGCAGGACGAGUGAAUCUCAAGGACCUCAAGGUGGCCCCGCACUCCAGCAUUAUCCUGACUUAUGUGCCAGUGAAGGCGGAGUAAAAUGGUUGCACCUGCAACAAAACAGCAACAUAUAAAAUAUUGCAUAAAAUAUACAGACAAUGUAUUCAAAAAGUAGCUUGCUUUGCUAAACCCUUGAGAUUUAAAGCCGCCAAACAAAAUUCAAAACUUAUUUGUUGAGAACUUUACUAGGUUCCCUGCUUGUUCAAGCGAUCGAUAAAAAAUAAAUACAAUAUUUGCUUGCAUUUAAAA
Molecule: messenger RNA, 2129 nt
Organism: Drosophila takahashii
Lineage: Eukaryota; Metazoa; Arthropoda; Insecta; Diptera; Drosophilidae
Source: RefSeq, a predicted model, not a curated record